Vidua macroura (Pin-tailed whydah) is the source of this 759-nucleotide messenger RNA. It is a transcript of the gene SYAP1, whose product is annotated as synapse associated protein 1. Lineage: Eukaryota; Metazoa; Chordata; Aves; Passeriformes; Viduidae. The transcript is spliced from 7 exons. Bases 1 to 759 code for a protein of 252 amino acids. The record is from RefSeq and is a predicted model, not a curated record. Gene Ontology annotation, cellular component: cytoplasm; synapse.
AUGAAACAACCAAUAAAAGCUGGUUACCUCUUCAAUUUUGCCUCUGCUGCUACAAAAAAGAUAUCUGAGUCUGUUGCUGAAACAGCACAGACAAUAAAGAAGUCUGUGGAAGAAGGAAAAAUUGACAGUAUCAUUGAUAAGGAUAAACGGAAUUUUCUGCGGGAUCCUCCAGCAGGUGUGCAGUUUCAUUUUGACUUUGAUCAAAUGUACCCUGUUGCACUGGUCAUGUUACAAGAAGAUGAGCUUCUCAAUAGGAUGAGAUUUGACCUUGUUCCCAAACAUGUAAAGGAGGAAGUGUUCUGGAGAAAUUAUUUCUACAGAGUGUCCCUAAUUAAACAGUCUGCGCAACUCACGGCACUUGCAGCUCAACAGCAAGCAGCAGGAAAGGAGGAGGGCAAAGGCAGAGAAGAGGAUAGUGAACUGAAAGAAACAGUACGGCCAAAAACACCGCCUGUUACAAUAAAGCCUCAAAUAAAAUCACAAGAGGAUGAGGAAGAGAUUUCCACAAGUCCAGGUGUAUCUGAAUUUGUGAGUGAUGCUUUUGAUACCUGUAAUCUGAAUCAGGAAGAUCUAAGAAAAGAAAUGGAACAACUAGUGCUAGACAAAAAGAAAGAGGCUUCAGUAGUAGAAGAAGAAACUGCUGAUUGGGAAAAGGAAUUACAACAAGAGCUUCAAGAGUAUGAGGUGGUGACAGAAUCAGAAAAGCGUGAUGAAAACUGGGAUAAAGAAAUAGAAGAAAUGCUACAAGAAGAAAAUUAA